Messenger RNA from Cryptosporidium muris RN66, 3771 nucleotides. RefSeq names its product F-box domain-containing protein. Gene Ontology annotation, biological process: cellular response to UV-B. NCBI's taxonomy places the organism in Eukaryota, Apicomplexa, Conoidasida, Eucoccidiorida, Cryptosporidiidae. Gene Ontology annotation, molecular function: protein binding. The coding region runs from base 1 to 3771 and encodes 1256 amino acids. Gene Ontology annotation, cellular component: Cul4-RING E3 ubiquitin ligase complex. The record is from RefSeq and is a predicted model, not a curated record. The transcript is spliced from 2 exons.
AUGAAUGCAGAUAUACCUAAGGAUUUUAUUCAAAAAGAGAACCAGAUCUUUAAAAAUAGAAUUUGUAUCAGAAAUUUACCAAUAUCUAUAAUCAUAAAUAUUUGUUUUUACAUAGACCCGGAAAGUUGCAUAAGUCUUAGUUUGACAUGCAAGUCUAUCUAUACAUCAAUUAAGAAUUGCUCUAUAAUAUGGAGAUUUUAUUGCCAUUAUAGUGGUUUUGUUCAAUCUUAUAAUAGAGAUAAAAUUUGUAUAGGGGAAUCAUCUAUAAUAGAGGAUAAAAUAAUACCAAAUGGUUACAAGUACAUAGAACAUCUUAAGUAUUCAUUAUUACCGAAUAUAUCUGUAGAUGAGUACAAAUGGGAAUUUGGAGAUAACACUUAUUCUCCAAUAAUAUUGGAAUAUGAUUGGUGGGUAAAUUUACUUGGAAAAAAGUAUAAAUCUAAAAUUAAAAAUUAUUUUAAUUCAAAUAUACAUACAAAGAAUUACUGGGUAAAUUCACAUAUUGAUAUAACUCUACUAACGAAUAUAAUAAAUUGGAGAGUAGUAUAUUACGUAAAUAUGAAUAAUAAAUUCCCACAAGAAUCAUUUUGGUUAAGGAUGGGAGCAAUUGAUAUUUUAGUUCCAAUUCCAAUAAUUAAAAUACAAAUAAAGAGUAUGAAUGAUUUAUAUACUGAAACAACAAUUUUAAGUAUUGUGGCUAGUAUAAAAUUUUUAAGUAUACUCCAUAUUUGUAGACAAUUUAUCAAAUUAUCUUGUCCAAUUAGAAUCAGAGAAUUACAUCUAGGAGGCCGACCUGGGGCUAUAAUAACAUCUCAUCCUAGUAGUAGAGGUAAUUAUAUACUUGAAUUACCAUAUGAAGUUAUUUGGAAAUCGUUAAAUACUGGGAAAAAUGAAAAUUUUAUAAAUAAUCAAAUUAAUUUAUAUGAAGUACCAUAUUCAUGUCUUAAUGAGUGUUAUGAGAUUUUUAAAGAGUCUAGUCAUUUUCAUAUAUCUUUUGUUAGUGUGAUAUUGCACUAUAUAUUAAAUUAUCAGAAGAAUCUAUCUACAUCUAACAAAUCAUACUUAUAUAAAGAUCAAUUCUGUUCAUUAUCAAUUAAUAAAGAAUUAUACCAAGUAGAUGAAAUUACUAAAGGUAGUCAAAUGGAGUGUAGAGUAGAUUCUGACUUAUUAAAGUACAGGGUACAAUGUGAACAGUUAUCUAAAAAGUGGGAAAAUUGCAAGUGUAAUAUUUCAUUCCUUAAAGAUAAUAUUUCAGAAAUCCAGAUUGAAGGGUUUGAUGAGAAAUUAGAAGUCAAUAGUCUUUUGCCUGAUUUAUUAAAAGAUAGCACAAUUUUUUUUACAGAAUCCAUAUUGAAGUUAAAAGAGGAUUAUUUUUGUAAUUUUCCAGACAAUCUAAUUGGUUACAAAUGGUUAAUGCAACCUAAAAUAACAAAAGAUGUAAAAAGAAAUUCAUGUUAUCAGAAAGUAUAUUUAAGUAACAAAUCUGAGGGAGUAGUAAUCUAUCAAAAUACUUUAGAAAUUGCACUAGAGAUAUCAUAUAGAAUUCCGCAAAAUUCUUAUUCUAAAUUUAAGGUAUCAACAUCAAAUAAUAGAAAUAUUUGUAUUUCAAUACCAAAGGAUAAAAAUUCCUUGGGAGACUUAUUAAAUAAGAUUGGAAGUACUUUGAAAAACAUUCUUAACGAAGAGGUAUAUAUGAUAAUUUUACUUCAAGGUAUUGGAUGGAUAGGUGAAAUUAAUGAUGGAAUAUCUGAUGUACAAGAAUCAUUAAAUAAUAACUUAAUUUGCAAUCUUAUUUAUCAAAAUAUUGUACGAUUAUUUAAUAUACCCAAGAUUUCAUUUUCUAAUCAUAGUCAAUUGUAUCAUUUCCAAUAUUUACUAGCUUGUGACUUGUCAAAACAUCUAGCCUUUGUUAAUAGUGAAAAACUAAAUCUUAUAAUAGAAGAAAUUCCUUUACAUUAUAUUCAGGAUGAUAUAAAAAACCAUUUACAAAUGAUCAAAGAAAAUUUAUUAUCUGUUGGAUGGGUACCACAAAUAAAUACUAAUACUUUAAAUCAUAUAGUUUUAAAUGCUGGUUAUCUUCCAUUAAAUAAACAUCUACUCAAAAAGGAUCAGUACAGUACAGAUAAAAUUAAAAAAUUUAUUGGUUUACGCAUUUGUCGUGAAAAUCAUCGAUUUUUUUGUUCUCAUGAAUCAAGUAGUUGUGGUAAAACUUUAGAUUAUGAUUAUUAUUUAUUUUCACAAACUCUUAACAAAGCUCUAAAAUUCAAAACGGAAAAUUCUCAAAUAAAUGAUCAAUAUCCGAUUAUAAACUCAACAUUUUUUCCAAUAAUAACGAAUCAAAAAAUAAAACGAGAUAGUAAUAUAACAAUAGAUCCUGAUAAAUUUGUAGAAAAUAGUAUCUCAAGCUCUAUUAAACCUUUUAAAGAUGAAUAUAAGAAACAAGUACAGGUAGCUACUCUUUACAGUACUUUAGAGGCUCGGCAAUUUGAGUUUCACUAUACUCGACCAGACUGGAUUAUAAUUGGUACUGCUGAUGGUCAAACGAAACUUAUCGACCGUUAUAGAGACUUAGUUGUUGGACAAGAAAGUGUAUCAAUUACUCCUAUAAUUGGAUUAGGCUGGUACCACAAUCAUCCAGAAUUUCUUGUUAGUGGAAGUUGUAUAGUUGGGUCAAUAUCAGUAAUUAGAAUUAAUGACAAUCCAUUCUUUAUAAAUGAAAGCGAAUAUGAACAUGAUGAUUCUAUAUUAACUGGCUGCAGUAGUCGAAUCUGCAAUUCAACAAAUAGUUUAUGUGGAGCAUCAAUAUCCAAAGACUUACAGUAUCCAUUAAAUUCUUCAUCGUUACCCUAUACACUUAAAGUGCAGAAGGAAUGUCGUCCUUUUCAACAGCUUAGUUCAGUCAGUAUAAAUUCAACAGAUGACUUCUUUUUAGCUAGUGGAUUUGGUAAAUCAAUUGCAUGCUAUGAUGCACGCACUGGAGAACAGACAAAACUAUUUCAGGAUAUUCACAUGUCCCAUAUAAAUACUGUAAGAUUUUCACAUUAUCACCCACAGGUAUUUUCUACUGCCUCAUUUGACUCUACUUGUAAACUAUGGGAUAUGAGGCAAAGGAUUCGUGGAAAUACAUCAGUAAUGCGUUUUGAUUUACAAAGUAUGGUAGUUCUUACAUCUUUUUGCCCUAGUGAUGAUAGCAAACUAGUUAUAAGUGGAGUUGACUCAGCAAUACGCCAAGUAGACCUUAGAAGUUACAGUAACAAUAAUGAUAUAUGUAAAUUUGAUAUACCCUCAUUAAAUAGUACUCAAAGCUUUAGGAGGUCUACCUAUAAUUCAAGUGGAGAAAAGAUAAUAAGUGCAAAUACCGAAGAGAGUAUUUUGCGCAUUUUCGAUUCAAAUAAUGGAAAAUCUAUCCAAAAUGUAGACAUGAAGGAAUUUAGAUCACCUAUUAAAAGUGAAUUUUCUAAGAUAGCUCAGAAGUAUCCAGAAUAUGACGAUAGAGUAACAUUUAACGGUUUUUAUGAAGGGAGUAAUUCAACAUACUUUUCUGGUGGUUAUCUCAACAAUAGUAACACUUUUCAUUUAAACAGUCUAGCAUCUUAUUCUACAGCUGUAUCUUCUAAUUCAAGUAUUUCAAAUUGUACAAUUGGAAAUUUUCACAGUAAUAUAUUUGUGCAAUCUGUUAGGGGUCAUCCAAUUUUUGCAGAUGUAACAGGUGCACUACUAAACACUCAUAAGUCUACUGGAAUUUCCAAAUUAGCUCUAUUAAAAAUUUAA